Molecule: messenger RNA, 3891 nt
Organism: Perkinsus marinus ATCC 50983
Lineage: Eukaryota; Perkinsozoa; Perkinsida; Perkinsidae
Exons: 35
Coding region: 1-3891 (1296 amino acids)
Source: RefSeq, a predicted model, not a curated record
AUGGUAACCAAUGCUGGUAGAGAGGACAUUAUCCUGGUCGAUGCAGAGCUGUCUGAUCCUGAGGACGAUAUCGUUAUCCUUGAUGAUGAUGGACAUGGUUUCCCUAUUCGGGUUAGCGCACAUCGUACGCAAUUGAUAGUGGAGACCACUGAAGGGAAUGGGAUAAUUCCGUUGAAGAUGGAUGUCCUAUCAGUUGACAAUCUCUAUUUCAAUCCCCCAAUUAUUGAAUUUGGUACUAGGCGGCCCGAUGACUUCUUCCCGGCCAUGGUUGAGCUCAGAGCCCAGUACAGUGGUGUGCUGGUGGAGGCUGUAGAGAUUACGGCCAUCACGUACCAACCCAUUGGGAGGUCUUCUGGAUCACCUGUCGAAGUUAUUCCAGAGAUAGCUAGUGGAUCGCCACUAAGGGUUCCUAAAGGAGACCCAGAGGAGGAGGAGGAGGAGGAUGGGAAACUCAUUGCUACCAUUCGGUUAAAGGUCCAGAGCAGAGUCCUCCGUAGUGCCGCUGAUGUGGAUGGGCUCAUUCUUAUUCAUACUAACCUCGACCAUACCAACCCUAUCCGUCUGAAGGUUACUGGAAGAGUGUCGAAUAGUCUACCACUGGUCUAUUAUCCUGGGGGUGAGAUUAGGAUGCAAUACUGGCCAGAGGAGGGCCUGACCACUCGAGAGGAUGGUAUCCAACUUGUCACACAAUGGGGCAGCUUCGAGAUGGCUAAGGCAGAGGUCACUAUCGAUCACUCUACUACUUUGCUGUCGGCCCUGAGUAUGGAGGAUAGGGUUAAGCUGUUCAGCAGAGCAAUGGUUAUAGCAGUGUACCUUGUGGUCCCUGCUGAUAGCAUCCUAGAAGUACCUAUCACAGUAGGGAGGAGCAUAUUAGAGGGAGAUGUCACAUUACAAGGGGAGACUAGUCGGGGUCAGAGGUUCCAUCUAAAGGUCCAUCACAUCAAUGUGCCUCUUGCUAUGUCAAGCCAAGGCAUGGAGAUUCGUAUGGAGGCGUCGGGUGAUGAUAUGUAUAAUUUAGUACUACCCAAGAUUCCUAUCAAUGAUGGUCUCCCUUACCCGGUGGUGAGAGGAAUUAAGUCCUUGGAUGCCCGUCUAGAGUAUGUCCCAUCUGAGAUGGAUACGCUGAGUGAUGGUGUCCUGGCUAGAGCUAAGUUUUAUCCUGGAAGGGUCCCUACAGAGCUUACUAUCACCACAGUGGAAGGCUCAAUGGCACUGCUACGUGGGUCACUGGAAGCUCAACGCUUGGAGGCUCUCACUAGGCGGUAUACGUCGUUAGCAACAACCGACAACAUAGAAGGAUUGUUGAACGAGAUAACCCUUUUGGGUGAUGAAUGGGAGUAUUCUUUCCAAACUCCGUGGAUUCAUCAUCAUCAAAGGCGCCAUAGAUCAUCGAUCCUAGUACCGUAUCAAGGAGAGCUUAUAGGCUUACGGUUAGCACCUCUAGGGGCCUGUAGGACAGCUAAAGUGUCGAUAAGGAACCCUCUGCAUGACGCUAGUAUAUGGGUUCAAGUCAAAUACAUCACAGUUGACAAUGAUCUAUCACUGAACCUCCUGACUGGGCAAGGGAAGGCCUUGCCGCUUACCAUACCAUCUCUUCCUCAACCUUCCGAUGCUGGUUCUACUGAACCCUCUGUAGCUACUACAGUCACUGUGCCGAUGCCCCCUCUGUCCAUCGUAGGAUUGGAAUUCAUGAGGAGGAUAGUCACCGAACCCGAUGAUACAGUGAUAGACCUUAAUCUUGUCGGCGUACCUCUCACUGUCCCCAUGGCGGUGCUCGAAGGGCUCGAUGGGGACAUGGUUGAUGUUACUAGGGUGGAGUUUAGUGGAGGAGAGAGAGGAGGAGGAUGUACUACUCCUGAUGGCUUCAAGUUGGCCAUGUUUGAUGAUCAGUUCCCGAUUACUAUACCAUCUAAAGCCCAGCUCUUGGUGUUGGUUGAAACUACUCUGAAGGAGAUCGUCGAUGCCUGGCCAGCCGGGCAAGCGAAGACCUAUCUCGCACGGAAACUGGUCGCUAUUGCUACCGAUUUCAACCAAGAGUUUGAUGAUGGCCUGGGAACGGCUCGAGCCUUGACCGAGCUGAUUGGUUCGCUAGAGCAGGUCUCAAAUCUCGACCCAUCUCCAGAGUGGACGGAUACUGCUGGUUCCUAUAGCGGCGAGCGGUCCUUCAGGCAGAUCGCAUUGGUAUUGAUGCUUACAGGACUAGCGACUAUAAGUAUCACAUGGAAAGGUUCAGCACAAAGGCGACGGUUAGUAUGCAGAAAUAAGGUGAAGAGGUUGGAUAUGAUACCUAAGAAGAAGCCCAUGGCUAGGCGUGAGGUGAUGAGUGGACAGCCUAGUCCACCUCCACUACUAGCAGAACUACUCACCUAUUUUGAGGAAGCGAAGCAGAAGAAGGCAGUGACUACUAAGGCUGAUGUGUCUGUUGAUGAUAGUAUCAGUAGUAAAUUGUCUACGGAUACUCUUGUGGCGUCACAUCCAAAGCAAACAGGUGGUAGUAAUAGUAGUAGCAGUAAGCAUGGCAACAGCAUCAGAGGAGGCGGUCAUAAGGGGGGUGGUCAGUCGAUGAUGAACCUUCUGGCGGACGAACCCCAGCCACCGGCUAAGCUGAGAACGAUUCAAUCAGCAGUAGAGGCAUCUAUGGCGAUGCAAGGUAAACCAUCAGUGGAGGUGGGAGAGGUAGGAAGUAGUAGUACCAAGAAGAAGAAGACUAAGACUAAGGAGAAGGCUGUCCCCAAGACCAAGUCAGUAGCAACAACUGAUAAGAAGAAGGUCGUCAAGCCGAAAAGGCAGCAACAACAGCAACAUGGCUCGAUCAAGGCUAAGGCUGUGGACCAACCUCCAGCUCCUAUUGAUGGGCAGUCGGCCAAGUCGCGGGUUCGAACCCCGGUGCCCCCACUUUUACCUACUGCUAACAAAGUGGUGGCCGGGGAGAAGGAUGUGUCCGAUGAAGUUGUGCAACUAUCGGCAUCAUUGGAGAUGCUCUUCAAACAAGCCCCUGUAUACGAUCGGUCGGAGGAGGCUUCACCACAGGAUGACUCUCUUGACGACGAUCUGGAUACUCUAUUGAAGAGUUUGGAUGGAAGUCUGCUGGUGGAAGACCAACAGGGGACGACUCUUACUCCUCCUCUUGCUCAUGCUGCUCCUGCUGUUGACUCGUAUGGGCUCAUUGGUAGUUGGAGAAGUCAGCAAGAUAUUCGCUAUAACUUUCCUUACGACAACACUAACAACUACAACAACAACUCUACAGAUGGUUGUGUCUACUAUGAAGCUUUCGCACCUCAAGCAGAAGGGAUCCCUCAAGACUACGGCGGAAUACCCCAGUAUCAUCAUCAGCCUCCCGAGGCCCGACCAGCAUUCACCUCCUGGACUGAUGCCGAUGGUAAUGGUGCCUUCUGGAAUGAGGAAUACGAAGAUGUGUCUCGUCGUCGUCGUUAUGACUUUGGGGCCUUCACUAGAGAAGUUCACAGGCGUCGAUCAAAGAAUUAUUGCAUGGAAGAGUCUGAAACCCAUCAUCAUCAUGGCCAUACUAAACCGACUUCCAUGACAGUUCAAAUACGGGAGUUGAUGGCUGAGAGAGAGGCACAGGAGGAAGAUCUUGGAGCUAUGCGCGAAAUGGUGAAGUUCCUUAGUGAUAGAUGUCAACAGUUGGAGGCCGCAUACAAUGAUAGGGAGACGAGGUUCAGGAGGGAGAUGGAGGAGGUGGAAGAACAGCACAAGAGGGAUAUGGCUCUGGUUGGGGUUGAGAUGAGCGAAUUGGAGUCUCGAGUAGAGGCCUUAUCUGAUAUAAAGCAUGAGUUGAACUUCCGAGUACAGCAAUUAGAGGCCGCUCACGCCUCUGGAAAGGCCUGCAAGAACUGUAGUGUUGCCAUGCAGGCAUUUGGUAAGGGCUAA